AUGGGGCAGCUGGCACGGCCUCAGAAUCCAUCAGCCCUCGUUAUAGCCCCUGUUCUUCCACUGUCCUCUUUUUUUUUCUUUCUUUCCUCUCCUCUCCUCACCAUCACCACCCUUCCUUUCCUCUGCCAGCCCUGUGUGGCAUGUUACUGCCCCUCGCUCCCCUCCUCGCUGGAACAUACAUCACACCCCCAGAGAAGGAGACGGCCAUCACAGCUGGCAGCUCUCACACUGAUUGACUUGGCACCCGUGCUGACUCAGACGCCAGGGGAAACAUUUUCGGAGAGGCAGGCACGGAUGGGUGAAAAAGUGUUGCCUGCAAGAAGAAGGGAGGAGGUGGAGGGGUUUGUAUGGAUUGGUACUGGCACAUUGAGGAUGUGUGUUUGGGCGGGGGAGACUCCACAAAUCAUCACAUCAAGUUUUUGUUGUGUUUACAAUCCUGGUAGCACCUCCUCUUACGCUGUCUGCCUUGUGUGUGUGUGUGUCUGCUUUCUUCUCCUCUGCUUAUCUUCAUGUCCUUUCCCCACCCUGGCCCUCUCCCUCUUUUAG
Molecule: messenger RNA, 546 nt
Organism: Xyrichtys novacula (pearly razorfish)
Lineage: Eukaryota; Metazoa; Chordata; Actinopteri; Labriformes; Labridae
Source: the annotation of a GenBank genome assembly